UUUCGCAUGGGGAGCCUGUGUUGUGUUGUCGUCUAAAAGCCUGUGCGCGCAAAAGACGCCUGGUGUGAGUCCAGCUUCCUAACUUUGAAGAUGGAUGAAAUAUUUAACCACACUGGAGCAGUGAACCGAAGUUCGUCUGGUGAUGAGAAAUUCAGUUUUGAAGACAUCGAUGUGAGCGCGGACGGCACCCUCAUCCUGAGGAUACUCAUCUCCGUGGUGUACUCUGUAGUUUGCGCAGUGGGUUUGGUGGGGAACCUGCUCGUGUUCUUCCUCAUGAGAUUACGACAGGGUCGAAAGAGGUCCACCAUUAAUUUUUUCAUCAUUAACUUGGCAGUUACGGACUUCCAGUUCGUGCUCACUCUGCCCUUCUGGGCUGUGGACACCGCGCUGGACUUCAGCUGGCCGUUUGGAGACGCCAUGUGCAAAAUCAUCCUCUCGGUCACCGUGAUGAACAUGUACGCCAGCGUGUUUUUUCUCACUGCCAUGAGUGUGACCCGUUACCUGUCUGUCGCCUCGGCCCUAAAGAAAAGAUCUUACAGGAGGUCACGGUGUGUGAAGUGGGUGUGCGCGGUGAUUUGGGUGUUGGCAACAGUGGCCACAGCCCCGACAUCUAUCUUCUCCACCGUGACAGUGGUCGCUGGAGAAAAACUCUGCCUCCUCAAGUUUCCCGAAGGGCACGACUGGCUCGCCCUCUAUCACAUCCAGAAAAUACUGAUAGCGUUCAUCAUCCCGAUGCUCAUAGUCUGUGUUAACUAUCUGAUGCUCCUGCGCUUCGUGAGACGGAGGAGCAUGGACAGCAGCAACCCAAAACGGAGAUCUAGAGUCACCAAAUCAGUCGCUAUCGUGGUUUUGUCUUUCUUCUGCUGCUGGAUGCCAAAUCAUGCCAUCACCUUCUGGGGUGUCUUGGUCAAAUUUAACGCAGUCAACUGGGAUAAAUCAUAUUACAUGGUGCACACGUACGUGUUCCCGGUGACUGUGUGCUUGGCGCACGCAAACAGCUGCUUGAACCCGGUGCUUUACUGUCUGAUGAGGCCAGAGAUCAGGAAGAUGCUCAGAGGUUUGUUUUGGAGAGUCUCCACUCCACCUGCCAACAAGGGAUGCGCGACGCGCUCUGGAGAAACCCAGGGAGUCGUUCCUCUCCAAAUUAUAGACAAUGGAGAGUACUCGAUGUCCAUUUUAGACCGUAAAAGCUUAUCAAGCUCCAAAAUGAUCCCAUACAACCGAUAACAUCAUUCUGGUGGAAAAUAGACACACGCACACAAAAAAAAAAAAACCCUAAAUGCGGCUGCUGUUUUUUGCUCUGGUUGUUUACCUUUAAAUGUCAUUUCUCAUGCGUAAUGCUUUCGCUAUUGUCCCAAAUGUGAACAUUUUGUAACGACACACAUUUCAGGUGCACUUUAUCGUGUGUCUGUCAGCAUGACAUGCACGUAUGUACGUGUGGAGUGGUAUUGAUGUCAUUUCUGAAACUGCCAAACUGUCAACAGAUUACUUGUUGAUUCCACUGAUGAGCAAAGCCGACGUGCGCUGAAUUCCUCUCCUCUAAAAUGCAGAGGCACGUAGCUUUUCUUUUUGCCCUCGGUUUAGAUUACUUUUAUGAUAUUUGUGAUUUUACUUGACAGAGAUGGAUGGACAAUAAACGUGGGAACAGAGAGACCGGGAUACAGUGACAGGACAAACGUCAAUAACAUGGCUGGAUGUUGGAAACACGAGUCCGAGCAAAACGUGGAAUUGUGUUAUGUAAAAUGACCUCUAAUGGAUUUGACGAUUAGAUUAAAAUCACAAGGUUGCAAUGUUUUCUAUUCACCUGUCUGUAAAUCUGUAAAUGAGGUAGUAAGUUGUUGCUUUUUCCCAUCAGACAAGUGCUUUUAUUCUUGAUUUCCUGCUUUAAUUUACAAAACGAUGCUAUAAUAAAAAUCACAUGACUUCACAGUGCUGAGGCAUUGUUGAUGAUGUAAGUAGAAGAAUGACAUGUACAGUUAUCCUUUAUUCUGUGUGGUGUCUGUAAAAUAAAAAAAAAAUGUCAUCAUGUUCUACUGUAUGUACAUAAAAAAGUCUAUAUAUUGUAUGUUUUCUCACAUGCACUGUUUUUACACCGGAGAGCAUUAAAAAUACA
Messenger RNA from Larimichthys crocea (large yellow croaker), 2113 nucleotides. RefSeq names its product relaxin-3 receptor 1. Gene Ontology annotation, cellular component: membrane; external side of plasma membrane. Bases 91 to 1227 code for a protein of 378 amino acids. Gene Ontology annotation, molecular function: C-C chemokine binding; C-C chemokine receptor activity. Gene Ontology annotation, biological process: calcium-mediated signaling; positive regulation of cytosolic calcium ion concentration; G protein-coupled receptor signaling pathway. NCBI's taxonomy places the organism in Eukaryota, Metazoa, Chordata, Actinopteri, Sciaenidae. The record is from RefSeq and is a predicted model, not a curated record. The transcript has a single exon.